UCUUCUCCCAUCGGUGCGUUCUUUUCAAAACGAGGCUUUGCCGUGAAACACUGUGUCUGCGCUCGAAUCGCGUGUAAAUAUCGGAAAACACCCUCAACAAUGGUCCGUAUCAGUGUGCUGGCCGAUGCACUGAAGUGUAUCAACAAUGCGGAAAAGCGUGGCAAGCGCCAGGUGCUGAUUCGCCCAAACUCGAAGGUAGUCAUCCGCUUCCUCACCGUCAUGAUGAAGCACGGCUACAUUGGCGAGUUCGAAAUCGUGGAUGAUCAUCGCAGCGGCAAGGUGGUGGUGAACCUGACCGGGCGCCUCAACAAGGCCGGUAUCAUUUCGCCCCGGUUCGACACUAAGGUGAACGAUCUGGAACGCUGGACCAACAAUCUGCUGCCAUCGCGUCAAUUCGGGUACGUCGUGCUUACCACGAGCGGUGGAAUCAUGGACCACGAAGAGGCCAGGCGGAAGCAUCUGGGAGGAAAGAUUCUGGGAUACUUCUUCUAAGCCACCGAUCGC
Anopheles maculipalpis is the source of this 504-nucleotide messenger RNA. Its product is annotated as 40S ribosomal protein S15Aa. Gene Ontology annotation, biological process: translation. Gene Ontology annotation, molecular function: structural constituent of ribosome. The transcript has a single exon. Bases 100 to 492 code for a protein of 130 amino acids. The record is from RefSeq and is a predicted model, not a curated record. NCBI's taxonomy places the organism in Eukaryota, Metazoa, Arthropoda, Insecta, Diptera, Culicidae. Gene Ontology annotation, cellular component: cytosolic small ribosomal subunit; ribosome.